UGCCUUUGCUGCUGCACGGCCACCUUUUCCUCUCUGCCUCCAGCCCUCCCUCCGGCUGCUCCCCCCGCCCCAGCUGUCCCUCCCACCUGGCCAUGACCGCAGCACCCCCUGGGACCCUGGCCCAGCUCUGAGCCCUGGGACCCUCGGGCCCCUCGCCUGGGCCAUGGCCAACUCGGGCCUCCAGCUCCUGGGCUACUUCCUGGCCCUGGGUGGCUGGGUGGGCAUCAUCGCCAGCACGGCCCUGCCGCAGUGGAAGCAGUCCUCCUACGCAGGUGACGCCAUCAUCACCGCAGUGGGCCUCUACGAGGGGCUCUGGAUGUCCUGCGCCUCUCAGAGCACCGGUCAGGUGCAGUGCAAGCUCUUCAGCGCUGCCCUGUCCGCCCCAGGUCACAUCCAGUCGGCGCGAGCCCUGAUGGUGGUGGCUGUGCUCCUGGGCUUCGUGGCCAUGGUCCUCAGUGUGGUCGGCAUGAAGUGCACGCGGGUGGGAGACAGCAACCCCAUCGCCAAAGGCCGUGUUGCCGUCUCCGGGGGCGCCCUCUUCCUCCUGGCUGGCCUCUGCACUUUGACUGCCGUCUCGUGGUAUGCCACCCUGGUCACCCAGGAGUUCUUCAACCCCAGCACACCCGUCAAUGCCAGGUACGAAUUUGGCCCAGCCCUGUUUGUGGGCUGGGCCUCGGCUGGCCUGGCCAUGCUGGGGGGCUCCUUCCUCUGUUGCACGUGCCCAGAGCCUGAGAGAACCAACAACAGCCCACAGCCCUACCGGCCAGGACCCUCCACUGCUGCCCGAGAACCAGUUGUUAAAAUGCCCGCCUCCGCCAAGGGCCCCCUGGGUGUAUAAUGUCCAGUCCCCAGCCAGGCUCUGUCCCCCCGCCACACCUAGACUAUGUGUUUGGUAUUUUUUGGAAAAGAGAAGUGAAUAUCCAGCCCCA
Molecule: messenger RNA, 929 nt
Organism: Carlito syrichta (Philippine tarsier)
Lineage: Eukaryota; Metazoa; Chordata; Mammalia; Primates; Tarsiidae
Gene: CLDN19
Product: claudin 19
Exons: 5
Coding region: 164-838 (224 amino acids)
Biological process (GO): bicellular tight junction assembly; cell adhesion
Cellular component (GO): plasma membrane; bicellular tight junction
Molecular function (GO): structural molecule activity
Source: RefSeq, a predicted model, not a curated record